Messenger RNA from Clonostachys byssicola, 2112 nucleotides. Lineage: Eukaryota; Fungi; Ascomycota; Sordariomycetes; Hypocreales; Bionectriaceae. The record is from the annotation of a GenBank genome assembly.
AUGAAAUACUCCAAGCUCCCGCAGAGAGGGACCGGAAUCCCUGGCGAGAAUGACUGGAAAGAGGUCCCUGAUCUCCAUGCUUCGGCUGCGCGGGGUUGUUCGUAUGGGGAGCACGAAUGCAGAUACCUAAGCGAUUUCGCGUGGAAGCUGGGCGGCUUUCAUGUGCUACUCCCCGGCGAUAUUUCAGAUUGGGAUGUGUUCAUCUCACAUGGAAACGAUCAGGGAAAGGCUCAUUGGUAUGACAAGUUUCUCAAUCAGUGGGCUAGAGUGCAUCCUUAUGCCAUUAGCCUGAAGGAGCCUACUGGCGAUACAGGUAGCCCAGAGGCGCUGAAGCGGCUCGAGAGUUGGAUUUCGAGAUGUACACGGGAACAUCGCCAAUGCGGCGGCAUUAAGGAGACUGAGAUGCCUCGAAGACUGCUGAAGAUUGAGAAUAAGGAUGGAGGUGGGCUACGCUUGGUUGAAACACACGGCAAAUUUGGCAAAUAUGCUUGCUUGAGUCACAGGUGGUGCCACGAAACCGAGCUUGCAUCUUUGAAAAAAACGAAUCUUGAAUCCUUCAAGCGGGAGAUUCCACCUCAUUUGGUUUAUCCUUUGCUCAAGGAUGUGAUAAAAGUCGUGGCACACUGCGGUCUGGAAUACGUCUGGAUCGACUGCAUGUGCAUCAUCCAGGAUGAUGCAGUGGAUUGGGCGAGAGAAGCGGUAUGUAUGGCAUCGAUAUACAUGAACGCAUUCAUCACGAUUGCUGCCACGGGCUGUGAAAAUGGGGCAAAUGGGUUGUUUCGGUCUCCAUCAGGCUAUCAGUCAUGGAUGAUUAGGAAGACUCGCGGACGAUCAGUUUUUACGAGACCUCGCCAUGAGCUUCCAGUCCACAAGACCAGCGGCGUGGCUGCCACUUCCCCUCUUUUGAGCCGGGGAUGGGUGUUCCAAGAAUUUAAACUGUCGAAGCGUAUUGUUCAUUUCAUGAAGGAAGAGCUGAUUUGGGAAUGUGCUGAAGGGAGGUGGUGUGAGUGUGAAGACGGAACUUUCCCGACACGGGACACGCGCGGAGGCAUGAUAGAAUUCAGCACCGACACCAGUGACCUGCCAUGGGACUGGGCUAUCGAACAAUACACGCGACUUGACUUCACAAACAGCUCUGAUCGUCUACCUGCUAUUGGAGGUGUUGCCAAAAGCCAUGCUCAAAAGACUGGCAACAGCUAUCUAGCUGGUCUGUGGAUAGAAGAGCUGGAAAACGAUUUGCUUUGGGUCCGUAUUGGUAAGCUCAAGGGACGACCGAAAGCAUUACAAGCACCGACCUGGUCCUGGGCAUCUAUAAGUUCUGCCAUAGCACCAGCAGAGAACCCUCCCAAUUCGAAGGAUUCGUCAGAGUCUAAACCUUCGAAGAACUCGUCGGAGUCUGAACCCGAUGGUGCUGGGGGGCAAUUCAGACUUGCUUUUCAAGAUAUCGCUUCAGCCAGCGUGGUGUAUCUUGACCAUAUGGGGAGCCCUCUCGAGGGACCUUCAACAGAGAAUGACCCUCUGAGCAAUGAUCUAUUGCCGGAAGACUCUGUAGAUGAAAGCUCGGUUGAAGAUGACUCUUUGGAUGAACAGUGGAGUGACGACUCACAAAUCGGAGACAUCGCAGAGUCUCAGAAUAACAAUGGUGAUCUUUCUAAUCGGAAGAUGAAGAUAAGAGGUUGGAGCAUACAGCCAGUAGAGGGCGGCGAUGAGUACGGCUGUCUUGAGAAAUCGCAGUUACAAGUACAGGCAAUGACUGGCGAGGGUCUUCUUUUCGAUAAGGAAGAAUGGCGUACAUCAAUGAAGGGUCCAACACUUCCUACCGCUCAUGGCACGCCAGACAGCUGGUACAUGAAAGUCGGGAAAAUCAACUUUUCAGUGAGACCAGAUUAUGACUUUUCUCAGCCUGGCACAUAUAAUAUUCGGUCGGGCUCGCCAGCGACAUUUAUGGAGAUACGGAGGAGUAUCGAAUCUGCUGAGGGGAUAGUUCUACGCUGUGUUGAUCAAAAACAUCAGAUUUAUGAAAGGAUUGGCUCGUUCAAUCACGGAAUUCCAGAGAAGGUAGCUGCUCGUUUGUUAUCCCAGACAACUGAGUCAUACAUUACGAUCCAAUGA